Messenger RNA from Phalaenopsis equestris, 2395 nucleotides. RefSeq names its product BUD13 homolog. The record is from RefSeq and is a predicted model, not a curated record. Gene Ontology annotation, biological process: mRNA splicing, via spliceosome. Lineage: Eukaryota; Viridiplantae; Streptophyta; Magnoliopsida; Asparagales; Orchidaceae. Gene Ontology annotation, cellular component: U2-type spliceosomal complex; RES complex. Gene Ontology annotation, molecular function: RNA binding.
CAUAGCCUUCGGAAACGAAAGCUCGCGAUUUCAAGCCAUAAUUAGAGCUGGGAAGGCAAAUGCGAUAUCGCGACGUACAAACAUCUCCGAAGCUCCCAUCUUUCUUCUUCCCCGAUCCACUCAUAAAACAAUUGACGAAGGCAACCUCUUCUACUAUUGCGCUCUUUAGCUUCUCCAAAUCUCGAAAAUCUGUCUUCCAACAAGAUUUACUAUUGCCGGCGCUUCUAUUCACGCCGACUUCUCCGCCGUCAAGGAUAUAUGGCUGCGUCCUCUUCCCUCUCCCUCAAGGAAUAUCUGAAGAGAUACCAGUCCGGCAUCGAUGAGCCGAAGAAUGCUAAGAAGAAGAAGAAGAAAGAGAAGCCGAAGCCCCCAUCGACCGGUGGCGGAGUGCUCGUCGUCGACAACGACCCCGUCUGGCAAAAACCCUUGCAGCUAGAAAAUAUUGAGGAGGAAGAUGAUUUUGCGGGUGAUGAAACGCCUCAGGUUGAAGAAGAUAUAGAGGUCAAGAGGAUGAAGAGGCUUCAGGCGCUUCGUUCCAGCAAGCCUUACCAUAGCAUCAAUGAAGAUGGAAGCGGGUGGGUGUCGAUUCCUAAGCCGUCUAGACCUUCCGCUGUCAAUGGCCGAGAUCUCUCGCCUCACCGGAAUAUAUAUGAUUAUGGGAACAGUGACCUUUCGCCACCCCCGCACCAGUUGAUGGAGAUCGAUGAGAAGCCGGCUCUUUCAGACAAGGAUCUGUCUCCUCCUCGCCAUAAGCGGCGCCAUUUGGAUACGCCCUCCCCGGAGACUCAAAUAAGCGGGCCUGCCGGGGACGGCAGCGAUCUAUCACCUCCUAGAAGACGGCAUGUUGAGGACCUUUCACCGCCACGGCGUGCUAAAUCCCGCACACAGGGUAGGGAGGCAGGUCGGGGCUCGGUUGACGACGACCUUUCCCUCCUGAGGAAACCAGGGAAAGGGUCUGUAGAUGAUUUGUCUCCUCCCCGUCGAUAUAAAAAAUCACCUGAAGUUGAACCUCAUCCACUCGGCAAGACUAGAAAAAGAGCAUUGGAUGAUUUGUCUCCUUACCGGCAAGCUCAAUCUUCACUUGCCGCUGAUCUUUCUCCGCCUAGGAGAACAACUAAAAGGUCUCCUAAUGAUUUAUCUCCUCCGCGUAGGGCUUCCAAGCGCUCUUUGGAAGCCACUGACGUGCAGAGUUCUUCUCUUUCUGACCUCUCGCACCCGAACUUACCUACGCCCCGGAGGGUACACCAUGGUUUAUUAGAGCAUGGUUUAUUAGAGGGUGAUGGAAAUGCAGAUUUACCUGCUACUGGUUCUUUACCUUCUAGAAUUAAGGAAUCAUCAUUGACUAAGGAGACGAAGCGGGGAGGUCUUUUAUCACGUAAGGAAAUGAGAGAGGAGACAAGCAGGAAGAGGAUGGAGGAAAAGUCUAGGUUUGCUGCAAUGGAUCCAUUGCUGACUGGAAAAGGUGCAGAAGCGGUGUGUCGUGAUAAAGAAGGAAAAAGGAUUUCAAAGGAGGAGUUAAUGAAAUCAAAGGAAAAAAAGAAGAAAGAGGAGAAGCCGCUGGAGUGGGGCAAAGGUUUAGCACAAAAGCGGGAAGCGAAAGAGCUGGAACUUGAGAAGGACAGGCCUUUUGCACGUUCUAGAGAUGAUCCCGAGCUUGAGAAGAUGCUAAAGGAGAGGUUGAGAUGGGGCGAUCCGAUGGCUCAUUUGGUUAAGCGGAAAGACCCGGAGCUAAUACUAGAAGAUAUGAGUAAGAAUGAGAGAAUGAAAGAAUCUGGCUUUGUAGUUCCUCAAACUAUUCCUACCCACAGCUGGAUGAAACGGGGAUUGGAUUUUCCUCCAAAUAGAUAUGGCAUCAGACCUGGCAGACAUUGGGAUGGAGUAGAUCGGAGCAAUGGUUUUGAAAAGGAGCUAUUUAAGAGACAGAAUGAGAAGCGGGCCAGAGAAACUGAGGCAUAUUUGUGGUCUGUCUCUGACAUGUGAGGAUGUGAACCGUCUACUGCAAGGCUAGGCUGCUGCCAUGCAAAUACGUGAAAACAGUUUUUACCCAAAAAACUAUCAUCUGCUUGUUGAUGAAAAUCAAAGCAAAUGUUUUCGCUGCGUGGUCAAAGAGUUUGGACACACUUUUUUUGUGUUCGUCCAACACGUCCUGCGAGACUAUCCCCAAGGCAGGUGCAAGUGAAUUGUUCUUCUGCCCUGCUAAUGGCAGGGUUUGAGAGGGAGCUAAACUGAGGGCUCAUCCUGCAAAUGAAUUGCCACUUUCGCUGGCUUUCAAAAUUAGAAUGCAAUUUUGAAGCAAUCUGCUUCCAGAAUUACAGGCAGGCGUCAUCUUUAUUUAAUUAAUCUCUUUUGCUGUGCUUCAGCAGCUUAUUUAUGUAAUUCAUGCGAUUGAUUUUUU